Molecule: messenger RNA, 888 nt
Organism: Aphanomyces astaci
Lineage: Eukaryota; Oomycota; Saprolegniomycetes; Saprolegniales; Verrucalvaceae
Exons: 2
Coding region: 1-888 (295 amino acids)
Molecular function (GO): nucleic acid binding
Source: RefSeq, a predicted model, not a curated record
AUGAAAGAGGAGGCCCGCUUAAAGGCGCGGUCAAGCUACGUCAAACCGCUGCUGACGGAGGUCAACAUGGUCGCACGUGUGGAGCACUGCCUCCGGUUCCUCCGGAGGAUGCCUGGUGGUGGUCGUGUGUUUGAAAACAUGCAUGACUAUGUACACGUAGAUGAAAAGUGGUUCUUUUUGACCAAAGUGAAACGACGCUUUUACGUGUACGACGACGAGGAGCUCGCCCUGCGCUCCGUGAAGUCCAAGAGGUUCAUCACGAAAGUGAUGUUUCUUGCCGCCGUCGCCCGACCACGUUACGACCACCACACGAAGAAGGAGUUCGACGGCAAGAUUGGCAUCUGGCCAUUUGUGGAGCACAUCUUGGCCAAGCGUAGAAGCAAGAACCGAGCUCGCGGCGCCCCUGUCAUCCCACCACAGACAGUUGACUCCGGCGUCUACCAAGCUGCCAAUUUGGAAAAGGUCACCUCAGCCAUCAAGGCGAAGUUCCCUAGGACAUCUCAGAGGAGUGAGAUUUAUAUCCAGCAGGACAAUGCGAGUCCCCAUCGCUGUGUCACUACUACGCUGAUGCUGUCAAUGGGCAUUCAAGGCGCUGUCUUGACUGGGGCCAUGUGGGUGUCUGAAAUGCUCGAAGGCAACGAGAUGCCUUCAUCGAAAUCUUUCGGCAUUCCGUGGACUCGACUUCGACCUCGAGGAACGAGAUGCCUCCAUCGAAACCUUUUGGCGAUUUGCGCGGCCACUGCGCGCACCUUUCCCAACCACGACCGCUUGGUGCACAAGCUCCUUGAGCCAGGAGAUGUCGAGGUCGUCCGUCCAAAGUCCCAUGAUUCACUCCUGAGGUUGACAGCGAUCUUUCGAAAUGCGCGAUUUUCGACGAAACUGGUUUGA